UGUCCUUUGGGGAGACUUUGAGAGUCCAAGCUACCCCAUUUAUACCUUAUCUUGCCUAGUGUCAGCUCUGUGUAUAAUCCUCUUGCUCCCGGUGCGCGAAGGGGAAGCCUCAGGGCCCUGCCUGGGCUGGCUGGGUUCUGCCCAGGAACAGGAGCUCACAGGCUCUCAGCAGGGCAACUGUUAACUCCCGGUGGUUGUGCUUCCUUGAGAUCAUGCUGAUGUCACAAGUGUAACUCGAGCUGGGAGCUUUGUUCACACUUUAAAUAGCAGUCCCGGAAUGAUCCUGCCACAGACUCCGCCGAGCCUGGGAGCUGAGUUCCUGGAGAUCUCACGACAUCGAUGAAAGCAAAGCGAAGAAGCCACCAAGCCGUCGCCAUGUCCACGUCGCUGCGAGUGAGCCCGUCCAUCCACGGCUACCACUUCGACACAGCCUCUCGGAAGAAAGCCGUGGGCAAUAUCUUCGAAAACAUAGACCAAGAAUCACUACAAAGGCUCUUCAAAAACUCUGGCGACAAGAAAGCUGAGGAGAGAGCGAAGAUCAUAUUUGCCCUAGACCAAGAUUUGGAGGAGAAAACCCGGGCGCUGAUGGCCUUGAAGAAGAGGACGAAAGACAAGCUGCUCCAGUUCCUGAAGCUGCGGAAAUAUUCCCUGAAGGUCCACUGAGGAGGACAGGACGGAUAGGGACCUUAUCCAAGACUGGACGUUUCCAGAGUGAGUUUGCAAGACCCGAACAAGGGCAGCAUCUUGCUGCUGUCUUGCAAGUUUCUCCAUGGAGACUCAGAGGUUGGAAGGGAGCACGGCGGAGUGCCCACAGACUCCAAGCAAUCUCGUGGCCGGUGCUGUUGCCUGGAGGAGGGAGUGCUCCAGCAAGCACUGCAAACUUUCAGCGCAGGAAAGGACUGUCACUGCGUGGGGAGCCUGGACAGACGCAGAGCCAGAGACAGAAGAUGGAUGGCUAGGAAGACAGCAGGCACCAGAGUCACUUGCCAGGCCAAAGGACUUGACUUAAUCCCACUGAUUUCUCUCUCUCUCUCUCUCUCUCUCUCUCUCUCUCUCUCUCUCUCUCUCUUUCUCUCUCUCUCCCUCUUCCUCUCUUUUUACUGUCUCUAUCAAACUGGGCAGGGAGAGGGAGGAUAAACCGAGAAUGCCUAGCACAUAUUGUUUACUGAAAUUUUUUUAUUAGAAUUUUCAAAAUGUUGUCUAGCUGUUAAUGCUGUCUGUGGACAUCGACCCUUAGGCAUCAGUAAUUAUUUAUUGGCAUUCAUGACAGAGCCUGAGAAAAUGGACCGCACAGUGUAAAGUACAUAUUGAAGGAGUUGCAAUGACUUUUGCCACCUUCUGGCCUGUUUGUAAAGGGCUUUUAUACAUUUCAAACUCGCACAAAAGUUGAAAUAAUGGGGUCGUUCAUAAAUCCAAAGUACUGUGAACAUUUUUGUAAUUACUUUUUAUCAUCUGACUAAUGCUAAAAUGUAAUCUAGUUAAAUUUGUUACAAGUACUUCAAUAAGCAUUAGGAAGUGAAUAUGACAUAUUAGUUUAUACAGAUGCUAUGGUUUCUAUAAUUUAUUAUACAUGGCAAGUGAUAUGCAACUCUAAUAAAUUAUAAGAUUAGCUGCUAUUGGUCUGUAAUGUUUGGUCUUAGAGGAAAAAAUGAGAUGGUGACUUUUGAUUAUUAUAAACUUUUCUGCAGAUUCAACUCUAAAAAUAAAUGGUGCUUUUGGAGUA
Messenger RNA from Perognathus longimembris pacificus (Pacific pocket mouse), 1723 nucleotides. RefSeq names its product transcriptional and immune response regulator (gene Tcim). The record is from RefSeq and is a predicted model, not a curated record. The coding region runs from base 340 to 663 and encodes 107 amino acids. Gene Ontology annotation, biological process: negative regulation of Notch signaling pathway; endothelial cell activation involved in immune response. Lineage: Eukaryota; Metazoa; Chordata; Mammalia; Rodentia; Heteromyidae. The transcript has a single exon. Gene Ontology annotation, cellular component: cytosol; nucleus. Gene Ontology annotation, molecular function: Notch binding.